Talaromyces proteolyticus is the source of this 1861-nucleotide messenger RNA. Its product is annotated as putative SUMO activating enzyme. NCBI's taxonomy places the organism in Eukaryota, Fungi, Ascomycota, Eurotiomycetes, Eurotiales, Trichocomaceae. Gene Ontology annotation, cellular component: SUMO activating enzyme complex; cytoplasm. Gene Ontology annotation, molecular function: SUMO activating enzyme activity. Bases 292 to 1455 code for a protein of 387 amino acids. The transcript is spliced from 4 exons. Gene Ontology annotation, biological process: protein sumoylation. The record is from RefSeq and is a predicted model, not a curated record.
GUGCAGCGUCCCCGCCGCAGUAACUCUGUUACAAAGUGCACUUAUUAUUACUAUUACUAUUACGAUUGCUACUGCUACUGCUAUUGCUACUGCUACCACUGCCACUACUCGCGGUUGCAUGCUCCAUUGGAUAUUGCAUUGCAUUGCAUUGUGAUCGCUGGAUAGGCAUGCUGUUUAUUAAUUUACAAGUCCUUCUACUUGAUUCUGUGAUUCGUUUCCGCCGCUUCCCUCUCGGCUCGUCUCUUUCACGCUGCUCUGGGCCCGGCGUGGUGAGUUCACUGUGACGCCAAAAUGAGCAACCUUCAAGAAGACAGUGGCGAGGGCAUUAGCGCAGAUGAGAUUGCUCUUUAUGACCGACAGAUUCGUCUUUGGGGUGUAAAGGCGCAAGAGAAGUUGAGAUCUGCCAACAUACUGCUAGUCACCUUCAAGGCCUUGGCAAAUGAGAUCGCAAAGAACCUUGUCCUUGCUGGGGUUGGUUCUCUGACAAUUCUUGAUCAUGAACCUGUCACAGAGAUGGAUCUGGGGGCUCAGUUCUUUGUGUCCGAGGAAACUAUCGGCCAGAAUCGAGCACAAGCUGCAGCGCCUCAGGUUCGCGCAAUGAACCCCAGAGUUCAGCUUCAUAUCGACACAGACGACGUGCGAGCCAAGUCUCCCGAGUUUUUCGCAGCUUUCGAUGUCACUAUAGCAACCGACGUCGACUUCGUCACAUACACAAGCAUCAAUGCAGCUUGUCGAAUUGCCAAUCGACGCUUCUAUGCUGCAGGAAUCCACGGGUUUUACGGCUACGCGUUUGCCGAUUUGAUUUCCCACGACUUUGUCAUUGAGCGUGAAAAAUCAAAUGUGGCAUCUCAGCAGCAGGAAACGCUUACUCGCUCCAUUGUUGAUAUCACCACCAAACGGGAAAAUGACCGGGUCAUCGAAUUGGUGACCAAGCGCGAAGUCUACUCCCCCCUCCUUCUUGCUAACAGCUCCCCACUUCCGGAAGAAUUCACCCGUGUUGCCCGGAGGAAGAGGCAGGUGACUCCUCUUUUGAGCUGUCUUCGAGCACUAUGGGAAUUUCAGCGAACAUACGACGGCAAAUUACCAAGUUUUUCGCGAUCUGAUCUAGAACUCUUUACUCGACUAGUCAACGAACGACACCGUGAACUCCAACUCGAUAUCAACAUCAUUGACUCGGUAUUUUUGCGAAGCUUUCUGGAGAACUUGGGCUGCGAACUGAGCCCUGUAGCUGCAUUCCUCGGCGGAAAUCUAGCACAGGAUGUGAUCAAUGUUCUGAGCGCUCGCGAACAGCCUCUUCAGAACCUCUUGUUGUUUGAUGGAGAAAGAAACGUUGCUCCUAUUUAUCCCCUCCACCCGAUUUUCUCACCUCGGAUUGAAAACAUGGCGGCAUCAAACGUGCAAACAGCGCUUCCAGUCAUAACUUCGGUCCCGCAAGGCACAGUUGUGGGCCUGUGAUUGGUCACACCUUACAUAUCGUCACGAUACUAAUGAUUUCUCUCACUUCAGAUGAUUUUCCACCAUAUACAGAAGAUGAAUGGAGUAAAGAAGCAGGUACGAAGGAAGGCGGGGAUAUAGAAUUGGCAUGGAUAGAUUGGCGCUCUGGAUGGGUCUUGAUCAAAAACUUCGGGCUUGGUAGCGGUUUGGGCGGCGCUUUAUCUUCUGGUUAUUCUCUAUUCUGUUCUCUGUAGCAAGAAAUCGCAUCUAAGAGUUUCGAGACUUGUCGAUGAGACCAUCAAUACCACGAAAAUUGGAGUUACUGCUUGUGAUUCAGACUCAAAUGCUCCAUGUCUCAUUUAAGGAUAUACGUAGGAGCAAUCUAUAGUUUGAAUUAUGACGACCAUGGUCUUGCUAAAGUUUUUCA